AGCGUUAACAGAAAAGAGUAGCUCCACUAAUUUAAAAUAUAUGAUCAGCAGUUAGGAUGCCAUAUGUUUCGAUGGUUUAAGAAAUUAAAUAAAAAUUCACAAUUAAAAAUCAACUAUUGUAUUUUUCCAAAAAGGCAUAUCAAAAUUUGUCAAAAACGUAUUCGAAAAUCGAAAAUGGGCGAAAAAGACCUCUCAACGGAUCUACCACCAGAAAUUGCUUGCAUUCACAGAAAAUGGAACGUAAGAUCAGUAGCGUAUAGGACUUUGAUUGGCCAUUUUAAAAAACUGCAUCCUUCCUCGGGCGAGUGGGGAAUUUACAAGAAUGUGCUUCCUAACAUCGCCGCAGAGAGCUUCCCAGCGCUCAGGGAGCAAGCUCUUGAGGUGGUCUUGCAGUUCGUACAAAAGUGCGAAACUGCCAACAAAUUAUCCACUGAAGUUAUUCACUCAUUGCUCGACAAUAUCCCAACCAAUAUGAAACAUCGAGCCAAGCAGUUGCUUGAACAGGUCAUAUUGCAAUACGUGGAAGUCGGAUGCUCGAAGGAUGUUAUAGACGAAUUGCUAAGAACAGCAUUGAUAAACCAGGAGUCCAAUAUAGUGACAACAUGUAUCGAGUUUAUAACAAAAAUAGUAUCAGUAUUUGGGCCGAAAGAAAUCGACCUUGGUUACGUCUUAGAAACCCUACCAUACCUUCAAGAAACAGAUGAAUUGGAAUUACGAUCUGCGACCAAGGCUUUGAUUCUAGAAAUCUAUCGUUGGCAAGGAAAAGAGAGCAUAAAUAACGUUGGGCAAAUUCUAAGCCCUGCGGAUUUAAAGGACGUUUUGAAAAAGUACGAAGAUGUGAAACAUGCGUCACAAUUAAAACCCACUAGGCAUGUAAGAAAUAAUAAACAUCUAGAAAAUAGUUCUUCCAGAAAUAUUAAUUUAUCAUUAGAUCAGGAAACAGAUUUAUUGAGCCAAAUAAACGAAGAAUUUUUCAGAAAUCUGGAUUCUCCUGAAUGGACUGAAAGAAGAGACGCGUUAGUGAAGCUUCGAAAGACCAUCGAGAGUUCAUCAAGACUGCGCCCAGGCAACUACGAACCUCUCUUGACAGCUCUGAAGAAGGUCAUCAUCGAAGAUCAGUGUGUUAUCGUGGUCGGCCUGGCGAUCGCUAGCGUCACGGGGAUCGCUCAAGGGCUUCAGCAACAGUUCAGUACAUACGCCAUCGGUAUUUGUCGAAUAUUGCUCGAGAAGUUCGUUGAGAAGAGGCAAAACAUAACAGAGCAGCUUAGGAAAGCACUCGAUGUCUUAAUCACUACCACUUCUUUUGAAUCUUUAAUAAAAACGAUCAACGCUUUCCUAGGUAGUAAAAACCCAACUAUAAGGUUCGAGACUAUACAAUUACUAUCCAGAAUGUUCAAGAAUACGAACAAACAAACACUAAGGAAAUCAGAAUUUUCAGUUCUUUACAAGUCUUUGGCAAAUUGUCUCCAUCACGGACAACUGAUCAUUCGAGAAAAAUCAUUUAUUGCUUUAGCCAUAGCCUUCAAGAUAGCUGGGGAAGGUGUCAUCAUGCCAUAUUUAGACAAGGUUGAUCAUGCCACAAGGACAAGAAUUAAAAAUUACAAUUUAGACCACGAUUUUGAGGAAACGUAUAACGAAGUCAAGUAUAGAAACGUUGCCAAGAAAGAUUUAAAAAAUGAAGACAAAUCUAAAGAAAUAAAAUUUUCAAAUGUCUCUUCUGAUUCAAAUUGGAAAGAUAGUGAAAAAUUGGAUAAAAGUAUAAACGAGUCUGUUUCCUCAUAUUUCAAAUCUGAAUCUCAAAAAAAGAGGAUAAAACCCAUGAGAAAAAGAGAAAACCAACCCAGUUUUAGUUAUAAUAGCGUAACCAAACGUUGGAAUUCUACCAAUUCAAAUAUUACGAUGGAAGAGUUUUAUUCGAAAAGUGAAUCGAAAAAAUCUACCGAAAAAACUUUUGAUGGUACCAUUUCAUACAAGGAUGUUUCUAGAAAAAAAGAAAAUCUGAAAAGAUACCCUUACCGAAAGCCUUAUACGGUACAAAGAAAAGAAACCCACCACGUUUUGUCUAAAGAUAAAAGAAAAAAGAAGAAAAUAUUUUCAUACAAAAAGAAAUACACCCCUAAGAAAAUCUUGAAUGACUUUGUGGAACAUAAUGGACAAAUAGGGGAUAAUAUAAUAGUGAAUGUAGCACAACUAUCUAAUAAUGAAAUCAAAUUACAAAAGGAAGAUUCUCACAAUAUCAAUAAGGAUAGCUCUAACUUCAGUAAUCAAACUGUAAAAUGUAUUAACAUGAGUUUGAAUUCUUUAAUUAAACCUGAAGAAGUUACAGAAUCGAAUAACGAAAUUAGAAAAAUGGAAAAUUUGACAUCAUCAGCCUUAAUCCGAGAGAACAGCGAACUGAACCAACCGAUGAAACAGUCCGUCCAGACGCUGGACUCAAAGUGUGGCGAAGGCUUCAUCGUUCUGACUGAAAGCGAAGUUAAGAAAUUGCUAGGUUUGAAACGAGUUUCCGCUAUCAGCGAUGAUUCCCGCAACGCACUCCCGGAUUGGGGUUCGAAAAAAAAUCUUAUCAAACGUUCUUAUAAAAUAUUUCAAGUUUCCAAAGAUGCUACAGACAAGGAGACUCAGACUUCAUUGAGCGCUGCCGAAUCUAAUUUUGAAAUCUCUCCAGAAAGUGGUACCAUGGACCUGAUUAAGACUGUGGAUGUGAUACCUACACAAACAGCUUGUGUCAGUAUAGUGGAGAAAGGAACAGAACCGCAGCGGAUCAAGAGGUAUAACAGAGGGACUCAAUGGGUGCAACAUUUGCAAACAGAAAUUCUGGACACGGUGGCCUGGUCAAAACAGGAAGCCAGCUCGGACUGGAAGGGACUCGAACAGCAGAAAGUGCACCAUUCCCACCUCAAAGAGAAAGAGGCCCCGCUGAAGAUGCAAUCUGUCGUCAUGAAAAAAAUAGAAUAUAGGCGGCCCUCAGUGAAAGAUAUUCGAAGGCAAUUCAGGGAGGACCACGUUGCUUCGAUAGCGGACCAUGCGAGCAAGAGGACGAUGGAGAUCAAUACGUUCACUGUCACGCGGUCGGACCCCAUUCAUAUCAGCAAAAACACCUCUUCACUGACGUCAGAGCUCAAUGGUAAUACUCAGGAAAGAAACAAUACUAAACAUCACAAAGAACAAAACCAAAAACAUGCGAGAAAAGAUAAAAAAAGACCAAAGCAACUGCAUCCCAAAACGCACAACAGUGAAGAUAAGAUUUCGAAAAACUCAUCCGAUUCAAGGCAAAUAAAAAAAAUCAAAAGAAAAUAUAUGCACGAAAUCAUGGUAAGAUCGAACAAAGAAACCACCGAAAGUAGGCAGAAUAACAUCAGUAGUCAUACAUUAAUAAAGCUGAAGAAAAUCGAGAGUACCAAACACCACCCGCAGUCUGAAGAUAAAGACGUGAGUACAUCUCAAGUGUUAAUUGGUCGCACUUCUCGUAGAAGUGAUGUUUCCAUUCGCAGAUCCCAACAAAAAGGUCGUCGGUCUUUGUUCACACAAAGUUCAAGGUUCAAAUACGAAAAUUGUUACGACACAAGCUCAGGCUCUUGCAGAGAGGGCUGCAACUUUUUACCAUUUGUGACAAAAAGCAUUAUGGGUCGCCCAGUGGAACAAAAUGAGAAGAAAAAAAAUAACGCUCGAAGAAAGCAAAACAAGCACAGACCACACCGGAACGCUAGGAGGACGAACAGAUCGAACCAUACCAUCACCGACCAGAAAAGGAGUGAGUACGCCCUGAACAGGAGGAACUCGCGGAAGGACCACCAGCUGGACAUGAUGGACGCCCAGGACAUGGACCCUGAAACGAAGCAGAUGGUGAUCAACGAACUGCUGAAGGUGUGCGACAUCAGCCAGGCCACCUUCCAGAAGAUGGUGCGCCACAAGGCAUCGCCGCGGCCCAGCCUCUUGAGCCCCAAGGCGGUCCUCCAGAGGGUCAACGAGCUCUCCUCUUCGGCCGACCAGGACACGUCCGAGGACCGCAGUGCCCGCGAGCACAAGGCCUGCACCAUCCUGUGACCAUGUACCUGUCUCCUCCGAGGGAAGGAAGUGAAGUAAUUCGACUAAUAAUAACUUACAAUCAUUUACCUAUUCAAAUAAACAACCUUACUUGGAUUGCAAAUCUGAUUGUUUCACUUCUAUAAAUCAUAUUUAACAGGUUAUUAA
This is a messenger RNA of Nezara viridula (southern green stink bug), 4194 nucleotides long. The record is from the annotation of a GenBank genome assembly. NCBI's taxonomy places the organism in Eukaryota, Metazoa, Arthropoda, Insecta, Hemiptera, Pentatomidae.